CAAGCAUCAGUGCGCGUUAAGGUACUUAACAGCGGACGCUCGGGCCAUGUUAUCAGCCGUCGUGCCGUCCCAACUUUUGGCACCUAAAUGCCUGCCUGACCUUGCGCUACGACGAUAAUAAAGCCAAAUAAUUAGAUAAGGUGCCGUCAUUAGGAUUCCAGGUACCGAGACGCCUCCCAUUUUAGGUUUUGUCUUUACCACUAAUAUGACGCCGGUAUUGAUUUUUCAACCUCAUUCCGGCACGCGGAGAACUCUUGCUUCCACUUUGCUUCUGCAUUCCCGUCCCUCUUCCCUGUGCCGAUCUGCCCCAGUAGCACAUCGCUGAAUUUCCGCUCGACAGAGUCUCGACUCUCGACCCCAAAUCCCAGAGCUGAGCUCUUUCUCCAUACCUCUGACGUCCUAAACAAAUCAGCUCCCGACAACUCAGCGUCCAGGAUCCGGACCGGGAGAUAUAUUGGCGACUAACACCUCGCUUGGGUGUGCACAUGGAGAGCCACGCCAUGACGUCCUCGUCACUGGACCGUUUUCCCGAUGAGCUCAUCCGUCACAUCCUUCUAUAUGUCUCGCCCGAGGACAACGUCCUGAGCGUCCAGCCGGUCUCGCGACGUUUCUACCACAUUGCCAACGAACCGCUGCUAUGGCGAUAUCUUUGCCGAAACUCGUUUACUUUCUGGAAGCCUGAACACUACUUCUUCGCGAAACUGUCGGAUCCGAGACCAACUACCAUCGAAUGGAAAAAGCUAUGGCUCCGAAGGAAAGGGCAGAAUCACUUGAUCAAACGACUUCUAGACGAGAUCCUCACGACGAGAUAUCACCAGCUGAAGAAUAUCCAGCGCAUCUGUCGGUUUGGUUACGACGCCAAAGACUUUCUUUUGGAGCAAUGUCACGUCGAUGAAUCCCAUGAUGACGUUUUGGCCAGAAGGUACUAUGCGAAUUCAGCCUUGGACAGCAUUCACAGGGGCAUGGCUGUAGAAGUAUGGUCCAAGUGCUAUGAGACAGGGACUGAUCCGUACUCGGGGCUCGAUCGUGCUCUCGGCGCAUUCGACCUGUUUGUUCUGCACGACCAGCCCCAAGACCUUGAAUACAUACUGAGCACACUAGACACGCUCGCCCAUAGAUUCUUGCUGGAGCACCCAGAACAUGAGAUCAUGUCGACAAGGCAGAAGGCUCUAGCCUUAAAUCGAUGGCUGAGGGCUCAGAAUCUCAUGGGGAUGGAGAACGAGAUCGUCAACUACCACAACCUGAGGAAUUGCCUUCUAGGCCACGCCCUGUCCGACGAUGAGCACCCGUCGCUUCCCAUAAUCUCGAGCGCCAUAUUUGCUUCGGUUGCCGAACGCCUCGGCAUGUCAAGCGCAUGCUGUGCAUUCCCGAGUCAUGUCCAUGCAUCUGUGAAGGCCCCUCCUGGCAUGACCUUGGAUGGUGAUGUGGAAGAGGAUCCCAAAGCUGAACCAGAGACCAUGUACCUGAACCCGUACAAGUGGGAUGGGGAGGUUACGCUCGAUGAGCUAAGGAGGGCACUGGUCGAGUUGGGGUGGACUCAAGGGUCAGAGGUGUUCCUUAGGGCGUCGCCUGUGCCAAUCAUCAUCCUCCGAACAGCGGCAAAUAUCAAAGCCGCCACCAGUCGAAUCCAAAAUCUCGCCGACCGAUCAGGGGAGCCCAUCGAGGUCGAAGCGAAGCGGUUGCGGGCGGGUCAUCCAGACAUUAACGUGGAGGCGGCCAAGUAUGCCUCGAUGUGGGCGGAACUGAUGGUUAAGCCGGUUUCUAGUGUCCACUGGGACCAUAGCCUCGAAGCCUUCCUGCACUCGUUUGCCAUGUCAUGGGGCGAAGACGCCUGGAUCGUUCGCAAAUAUCUUCUUCCGUUGUACGAACAAUUCGUCGCAUCGCAGCCGCACGUGCGCAACCGCGCCGGAUGGGAAAACGUUCGCGAGAUCCUGAACAUGCUGGACAACCUCGACAGGCGGGAGGCGGUCGUCACCCGUCGCUGGACGCAGGAGAUGCAGGAGCGCGUGCGCUACAGGAUCGGCCAGGUCUUCCGCCACAAGAGGUACGGAUGGAUCGGAAUCAUCAACGGCUGGGCAGCCGGGUCUGCGGGCCUUCCGGUUCCGCAUUACCUUGAUGGUUACGAGGAUGAGGUCCAGUCUCCUACAACUUCUCCCAGAUCUUCAGGGGAUAGGUUGCACUCAGAAGGCCUUGGCUUAAGGCCUCAGUUGGCCAGAGUGUUUUAUACAUGCAUGAGUUCUAAGAGACCCAGGAUUGACCGCCUGCGUGUGGCUCAGAAUAGCAUCGAGAUUAUCACCGAUCCUGACUUGAUUCCCGAGUCGCUCAAAUUCUUGGCGGGCAAGUACUUCAAGCGGUUUGACAGGGAAACCUGCACUUUUAUCUCGAACAUCAAGGAAUCGUAUCCUGACGACUAGGUUUUCGUUCGGAAGUUACUGGGGAGGUGAAAAAAGAGGCCGAUGGAUGCGAAAAAAGGGGCCUCGGGAGAUGUGUGUAUCAUAUUGUAUCUGUAAAAUAGUGUUUUUGGCCCCGGAAUUGUUGUAGGAAUAAGGAACCGUAUGUAUACCCUAUACAACAAGGCCACUGGGUCACAAUGAGAUGGAUGAGCACAUCUGUCUUCAAGUUGUAGGAUUCAUGAUUACUGCCAGAUUAUCCAGACGGGAACACUAUUACAACGAAACUGCAUGAGCA
Molecule: messenger RNA, 2688 nt
Organism: Neurospora tetraspora
Lineage: Eukaryota; Fungi; Ascomycota; Sordariomycetes; Sordariales; Sordariaceae
Exons: 4
Coding region: 486-2414 (642 amino acids)
Molecular function (GO): DNA binding; protein binding
Source: RefSeq, a predicted model, not a curated record